AUGAGCAAACCACAAACGCCAGUCAGUGCUGGAACAAAUCGACUCGAAACGAACGCAAAUACAUCAAUAAAUGUGCCAUCAGGUCGUAGUGUUAGUUUUUCUCCAGAACAAACAUUACAUAGAAAUUAUGGAUCAUUAGUCGAACAUUUUCAAUCUUUCGGUAGAGAGAAUCUACAUAAUGAAAGUGAAUUAAGCAAGAGUCAUAGCCAUAUAAUUGAAGAUCCAAAUUCAUCUGAAGAUGGAUUUUUAUAUUCACGAAGAGGAUCAACUUUUCCUCUACGAUUACCACUAAAUUCAAAUACUCAUUCAAAUGCCCGUAGAAUUUCACGUAAUCAUACUUAUUCAACCACACCUGGUUCUUAUUUAGCUUCCUUUUCUAGUGAUAAAGUUCCUUGGAAUGCUUUAAGACACUAUCAUGAUAGCUUGUCGCCUACUUAUGAUGAGAAUUUUGAAGAUCCUGCUUUAUUAUCUCCAAAUUAUGAUGAUGGUGGUAGCAUAUCCAGUGUUAUCAUGGAUGAUGGUUCAUUACAAAGAAGGAGAAUUUCUUUAACUUCUGAGCAUUCAAGACAAAAUACAUUUUUUGAGGAAAAUACUCCAUUACUUAAUAAUUACAGUUCAGAUUCCGAUUCAGAACGUGUUGGUUCAGAUAAACAAAAUAGUUGCACGAAUUCUUUCUCAUCAUACCUUCAUCGAACUAAAUCUUGGUUACAAACAAACUUAUUAACUUUAAAUCAUAAAAAUAUUAUCAAAUGUGCUUUGGCUUAUUUUCUUGCGUCAUUAUUGACGUAUGUUCCUCAUUUAAACGAAUUUUGCGGCUUUGAUAAAUCAUAUAAUUCGCAUCUUGUAGCAACAGUUUCGGUAUUUUUUGAUCCAGCAAAAUCAUUCGGUGGUAUAUACGAAGCUGUUUUUUAUGCAAUCAUAGGUGGUAUAUAUGGUAUGAGUGUUAGUGUUGGUAGUAUGUUAUGUGCUGUAUGGUUCAACGAACAUGAUAUGAAUAUUUUGGGGCAUAUCAUCUCGGUCGUAUUUUGGUGUGGAGGAAGCAUGUUCAUUGUUGCUUUCAGUAAAGCAAAAUUAAAUAAAGCAUCUUUUAAUAGUGCUUGUUCUUUGGCAAAUAUAAUCAUUUUCGUAUCUAUAACCAGAGAAGGUGGUCCAUAUAUACAAACAGUCGAAUUUGAUUUAAUUUUUCAAGUUACGAAAAUAAUCCUUUUUGGAGUAUUAAUUAGUUUUCUUGUUUCUGUGAUAAUUUGGCCUGUCAGUGCGAGCAAGAAAUUAGGAGAUGAUAUUGGUAAAACUCUUGAUUCAUUUCGCCUCCUAUUAAAACUUCUUACAAAAACUUUUUUAGUUGAUGAUAUAAAUUAUACGGAUAAAUCUGUACAAACUGCUAUUGAAUCAUAUCGUAGAACUUUUACAUCACUUCGUGAAUCAUUAAGACAAGCAUCACUUGAGAUACAUAAUGGAAAUAUGCAACAAAAAAUUCAUUUAUAUGGAGAAGUUGUAGAAAGUUUAACACGAUUAGCACAACAUUUAGGUGGUUUAAGAAAACUUAUUCAUUAUGUGGGUCCACCCAUGAAAUCUCUUGCUUACACUUGUAAACAAACACUUUUUCAUCUUCAAGAACAAUUUACUGAAACAGAUAAAUUAAAUACAAAGAUAAGACCUUCAUUUACAGUAUUAAGACAAAAUCUUCAUUCGGCUUUAGAAUUAUUUGAAAAAUCACAAUCUCGUGCACUCACUAAACUUUAUAAACAAAGGACAGCAAAAAGUUAUUUCGAUGAUAGACCUAAUGAAGAAGUAUUUCUCAUAUAUUUUUUUGUAUUCAAUUUACAAGAAUUUACUAGAGAAUUAUCUUAUUUGGUUGAUUUAACUUAUAAUAUUUCAAGAAUUGAUGCAAAUGAACAAAAAAGACGAGAAGGAAGGAAAUGGUGGCAAUUUUGGAGAUAUUCUUUUUGGCUUUCUCGAGAUACUUUAUAUACUGAUAGUGCGAAAAAUAAAUUUCCUGAAAAUACACAUAACCUUUUUGAUACAAUUCAUACACCAAAACCUAAAACCCUUCCACAAAAAAUUGCUAUUAAACUUUGGCAAUCAUUCUCUUGGUUUCGACAAUUUGAAGUUAAAUAUGCAGUUAAGGCAGCUGUUAGCGCUGCUAUUUUGGCAAGUCCCGCGUUUAUUGAAUCAACAAGAGAUAUAUACACUAAAUAUCGAGGUGAAUGGAUGAUGGUAGUCAUGGUUCCAACAGUAGGUGGUACAAACCUUAUGGGAAUAUAUCGACUUUUAGGUACAUUAUUAGGAUGUUAUCUCGCAUGGAUGAGUUAUUUAUGGUUUCCUAAUAGUCCAAUUAUCCUAUCUUUACUUGGAUUUCUUAUUGCUUUGUAUAAUUUACGAAAUUCCGAUAAUAACAUUGAAAUUAUUGAUAUAGCUUUAUAUAGAUUUAUAGCAGUAGGUACAGGUGUAGUUUGGGGUGUAUUAGUAACAAGUUAUUGGUGGCCAUAUGAAGCUCGUGUAGAACUUCGAAAAGGUUUAAGUCAAUUAUUUAUUAAUAUGGGAUGGUUAUAUAAAAAAUUAGUAGCUAUUUAUUCAGUACCAUCAGAAGUUCAAGAUGAAUCAAAUCCUAAUCAUGUAUCAGUAAUGAUUAAAAAUCGAUUAUCAAUUUCUACCAAAGAAUUUAUGGAUAUGGAAUUACAUCUUCAAAUUUCAUUAUUAAGAUUACAUAGUUUAUUAGAACAAACUCCAAAUGAACCACGUAUGAAAGGUCCAUUUCCUGUAAGCACAUAUCGUCAAAUAUUAAUAGGAUGUCAGAAUAUUUUGGAUAAAUUAUUAUCAAUGCGAAUAGCUGUGACAAAAGAAGAAUGGUAUUCUGUUGUUAGAAAAGAUUUUAUUGCUCCUAUUGUUGAAGAAAGAAGAGAAUUGGUGGGAAAUGUAUUAUUGUAUUUUUAUGUUCUUGCUGCAGCUUUACGAUUGAAAACUCCUUUACCAGCAUAUUUACCACCAGCAGAAAGAGCUCGUAGACAAUUGUUGAAAAAGAUUCGUGAUUUACCUGUGGUUAGGAAACGAGUUAUUGAAGGUAAUGAUGAACAUUAUAUUGUUUAUUACGCUUAUGUUUUAGUUAUGGAAGAUGUUAUUAGAGAAUUGGACAAUUUGGGUAUUAUUAUGCAAGAAUUAUAUGGUUGUAUGGGUGGUGAAGAAUUCAACGCAUUUUUCUUUGAUGAAAGUGAAGGAACGAGUAGAGAACAAAAUGGUAAUGGGGCAGGUGUUGGAAGUAGUGGAAAUUUAGCUUCAUCUAAUGAACAAAGUGAUUCAAAUAUUGUUGGAAAUAUUGUUGAAAAUUUUACUGAAAAUAUUGCUGAAAAUGGUGCUGGGAAUGUUGCUGGAAAUGUUGCUGGAAAUAUUGCUGGGAAUGUUGCUGGAAAUAGCAAUGAACCGAAAACUUUGGAUUGGUAA
Molecule: messenger RNA, 3438 nt
Organism: Cetraspora pellucida
Lineage: Eukaryota; Fungi; Glomeromycota; Glomeromycetes; Diversisporales; Gigasporaceae
Source: the annotation of a GenBank genome assembly